CAAGGUGCUCAUCCCAUCAAACGGCCAGGGCUCGCACCAACAACGAACAGCUUGCGUCGCUUGCUGGCGACGCUCUUCCGCCUCUUUCAUUGCUUAAAUUGGCCUCUCGCUCAUUUUUGCUUCUUUAUGCCCGCAGACGCCACGCCCUGGUUUGCAUCUUCGAUAGCUUUGUUCCGUUUCUGGAGCUAGGGUCACCUGUCCUGUCUUGUCCUGUCCUGUCCUGUCCUUCCUGUGCCUGUCAAACGAGGCGAGAAAGAGGGAGAGACAGGGCGUGAACCAGGCCCUGGCUGGUGUCCCGGAAACGCAAACUGUAUUUUAAUCUCGGUAUUCUUACUGUUACAGCUACAACAAUCUCGCCAUUGUUCCGAAUAGAGCUACUAGUGGCCGCCAUUCGCCAUGGCCUCGAUGGAGCCGUCCGAAGAUGACAUCUCGCAGGUCAUUGACUUUGCGGGCCUCAACCCAGUCGAUGACCGUAACUUGGUCAUAAACGCCCUCAGAAAUAAUAAUCGAAAUGUCGAAACGGUCGUUAUGCAAUACUUUGACAACGCUGAGAGUUUCCGACAAAAAUAUACUUCGCUAUGGAACGAGUCCAUGUUUUCAGCCGAUAGAGACGGUGCAGCCGGUACCGAUGGUGUCAGAUGUAUGAAGGGGGAGCUAUCCACACCAAUGGGGAGAGUACCAUCUGGUAGCUGACAUUCUGAGCAGCAUUUCACAUCGAAUCAUUAAACGGCAACGAUAUCAUACAAGGGGUGACGCCUCCUCCGCCUGGCUACGGAGCUCCAUCAAGGCCUCCUUCGCGGUCCAACGUCAGGUCCCCACUAGGUAGGAUGGUCGACUGGGCCUCGGGGGACACAGCUGGUAGUGCUCUGCACUCCCCCGUACCUAUGGAAUAAACUAUUCUAACACGGCU
Molecule: messenger RNA, 910 nt
Organism: Trichoderma harzianum CBS 226.95
Lineage: Eukaryota; Fungi; Ascomycota; Sordariomycetes; Hypocreales; Hypocreaceae
Exons: 3
Coding region: 397-693 (98 amino acids)
Source: RefSeq, a predicted model, not a curated record